AUGGAGUUCUUCAACCACUCGACUCGACCGGCGUAUCUCUAUGCCAUGGGCGAGCGAGGACCAAAUGCCAGCUCGCUCAUUGCUACUGUAUCCCUGGCCCUCCUCCUGGGCUAUAUAGUUUGGAUCGGAAUUUACCGACUCUACUUCAGCCCUAUCGCCAAAUUCCCUGGUCCCAAGCUGGCCGCCCUGACCGGACUCUACGAGGCGUACUACGACCUGGUCCCCAAGGGGGGUGGACAGUUCCCCUUCGAGAUCAAGCGCAUGCACGAGAAGUAUGGACCGAUUGUGCGCAUCAACCCGGAGGAGCUGCACAUUGACGACCCAGACUUCUACGACACUCUCUACCCGACCAGCAAGCCCUACGACAAAAUGCAACGGCUGGAAAAUCGCUUCGGGAUCCCUGGGGCGACCUUCAGCACGGCGCACCAUAAGGUGCAUAAGAUCCGCCGUGCCGCGAUCAGCCCCUUCUUCGCCAAAGCCAAGGUGCGCGAGCAGACGGGUGACAUCCAGGCGCUGAUGAACACCAUCUCCCGCCGGCUGACAACCGAGUAUGCAGGCACCGGACGUGUGCUGAACCUGCAUGACGUCUGGCGCUGUUUCGCAGCCGACAACAUCAUGGACCUGAUGUUUGGCUCCCCGCUGAAUCUCCAUCUCGAGCCAGAUUUCCGCGCUCCUUUCACCGGGGCCAUCACGCGAGUGACUAACUGGUCGCACGUCACUCGCUACCUGCCAAUCCUGGGUGCAGCCACCGACACGCUGCCGCCUUGGUUGGCCAAGCGUCUGUUUCCUCCAUUCGAGCCCAUCAUCGCGUAUCGCGAGGCGAGUAACCUCCUCUUUCGUGGCAUGGGCUGA
Messenger RNA from Penicillium atrosanguineum, 852 nucleotides. RefSeq lists its product as uncharacterized. The record is from RefSeq and is a predicted model, not a curated record. NCBI's taxonomy places the organism in Eukaryota, Fungi, Ascomycota, Eurotiomycetes, Eurotiales, Aspergillaceae. The coding region runs from base 1 to 852 and encodes 283 amino acids. The transcript has a single exon. Gene Ontology annotation, molecular function: oxidoreductase activity, acting on paired donors, with incorporation or reduction of molecular oxygen; iron ion binding; monooxygenase activity.